AUGACGGCUUCCGGUAUGACCGUGCAAGACAAACCUGCAACCGAUGCCUACCUACACUGCGACGUGACCAGUCUCUUCAGUCUUAAGGAUCGCGUGGUAGUCAUCACCGGUGGUGCGAGGGGCAUUGGCUUGACAUUGGCAUUUGCAGUAGCUGAGGCCGGCGGUCUAGUCGCAUUGGUUGAUGCGUCGCCAGCACCACAUGAGCAUUUUGAGAUCCUCAAGCAGAGAGCGGCCAAAGUCGGAUAUUACCAGUCAGUCUUCCACACCUGUUCUCACCUGGGCCACACGUCAGAAACGCCAAGGGGCAAGGAUGACGAUACUGAUAUACUUGUGUCUUGUUUCUCCAGAUCGGAUGUCACCGACUACGAACGUCUGAAGAAUACCUUCGACGCGAUCGUCCAAGACUAUCAGCGUAUCGAUGGAAUUAUCACCGCGGCCGGCAUCUGUCCUGAUCAGCCGUUCCUUGACCGUUCUCCGACAAGUGUCAAGCGGACAUUCGAAAUCAACGUCCUGGGCACCUACUACGCCGUUCAACUUGCGGUUCGGCAGAUGGGCUCGCAACCACCCCUCGGCUCGAGCUCUCCGACCCCUUCGCACCCUCCGGCAGCCGGCUCCGUGGUGAUGAUCGCCAGUAUCGCUGCUCACCAAGCCUCCAAGCUCCAGUACACGUCAGACUACUGUGCCUCCAAAGGGGCGGUCCUGGCACUGUGUCGCCAGCUCAGCGUCGAACUGGCCACCACGGGAAUCCGCGUUAACUGCAUAUCCCCGGGCUAUGUAAUGACCGACAUGACGCUAGACAUCAGCGCGACGAGGCCCGGGCUGGCCGAGGUCUUCGUUUCGGAGCCGCCCAUGAAGCGAAUGGCUGACCGCACGGAACUCAAGGGUGCUGCUGUCUACUUGCUCAGUUCCGCUAGUAGCUAUAUGACGGGUGGUGAGCUUUUGAUUACCGGUGGAAUGCACGCUGGGAGGAACUGA
Exophiala spinifera is the source of this 975-nucleotide messenger RNA. RefSeq lists its product as uncharacterized. The transcript has 2 exons. The record is from RefSeq and is a predicted model, not a curated record. Bases 1 to 975 code for a protein of 324 amino acids. Gene Ontology annotation, molecular function: oxidoreductase activity, acting on NAD(P)H, oxygen as acceptor. NCBI's taxonomy places the organism in Eukaryota, Fungi, Ascomycota, Eurotiomycetes, Chaetothyriales, Herpotrichiellaceae. Gene Ontology annotation, cellular component: intracellular anatomical structure.